AUGUCUUACGGAAGUACCCCAUAUACAGCGCCACCACCUAAUUACGACGAGGAAUCUCAUCAGCCGUUACUCGGCAAUCAAACCGAUGAUGACAUGUUCAAGGAAUUCAUUGCGAAUAGCUCCAAAGAAGUUCGACUUCAAUUUGUCAGGAAGGUUUAUUCUAUUCUGGCAACGCAAUUAUUCGCAACGUCAGCUUUAUCAGCAUUUUAUAUGCUCAAUGAUUCUGCAAGAUACUGGGUGCAGUCCAAUCAAUGGAUGGUAAUUGUUUCGAUGCUCGGUACAUUAGGUUUAAUAUUCGUUCUUUUCUGGAAAGCAAGGUCAUAUCCUGUAAACUAUGUUCUUCUGGGUGCUUUUACAUUGUUGGAGGCACAUGCGGUUGGCACGAUUGUUACAUUCUAUAAUCAAAAAAUUGUAUUACAGGCACUACUGAUAACUUUAGGUGUAUUUGUUGGUCUUACUAUCUUCACUCUUCAAUCCAAAUGGGAUUUUACAGGAUUAGGGCCUUUCUUAUAUGCGGGUAUUUGGAUAUUGCUCAUUGCAGGCGUUGUGCAGAUGUUCUUCCCAUUCUCCAAGGGUAUUCAACUUGCAUUUGCGGUUGGUGGUGUGAUUAUUUUCAGUGGUUAUAUUCUGCUUGAUACAUACCUGAUUUUCUACCGAUAUUCUGCAGAGGAUUACAUUAUAGCAUCAGUUAGUCUCUAUUUAGACGUAAUCAAUCUUUUCUUACGUAUCUUGAAAAUUUUGGACUUGACGAGCAAUGAUAACUGA
This is a messenger RNA of Mycotypha africana, 765 nucleotides long. RefSeq names its product inhibitor of apoptosis-promoting Bax1-domain-containing protein. The coding region runs from base 1 to 765 and encodes 254 amino acids. NCBI's taxonomy places the organism in Eukaryota, Fungi, Mucoromycota, Mucoromycetes, Mucorales, Mycotyphaceae. Gene Ontology annotation, cellular component: membrane. The record is from RefSeq and is a predicted model, not a curated record. The transcript is spliced from 5 exons.